AUGGUUACAGGUAGCAAUAAACAACUUGGCCAAAAAGUCCAAGAACCCUCAAUCUUUGUGAGAGGCACAGAGAUUAAAAAGGUUAAUGCGAGCAAGUCGCUUGGCCUAUUGCUUCAUGAUACUUUAUGGAGGGUGGGAAAGGGUAUUUUCGUGAGCCGUGAAUGGCGAAUAUUUGUUCCUGUGAAAUGUCAAAUGCUUGAUCUUAGUGUCGUGAAAUGUGAUUUGCUCUACAGCCGUGAGGCGUGAUUGUUGAUAAAAAUGCUCCAUGAAAUGAGAAUUAAGGAUGCCUGUUUCGCGAACUGUGAUUAUUAUAGUGAUUAUUAUAAUAAACAUGAUACGCGAUAAUCAAAUUUAUAUGAUCUCACUCGAUUGCACAAGAGUAAAAACUUCGGAGGCCUUUCGCGAGGUUCUUGACGCUGAGGACAAGAUUUCUGACGCUGAGGACAAGGAUCCUGACGCAGAGGACAAGGUUCCUGACGCAGAGGACAAGAUUCCUGACGCUGAAGACAAAGUUCCUGGCGAGCAGCACAAGGUUCCUGCCGCUGAGGACAAGGUUUCCGGCGCUGAGGACAAGGUUCCUGCCGGUGAGGAAAAGGUUGCUGGCGCUGAGGAUAAGGUUCCUGGCGGUGAGGACAAGGUUCCUGCUGGGAAGGACAAUGUUCCUGGCGGUGAGGACAAGGAUCCUCGCGCUGAGGACAAGGUUCCUGGCGCUGAGGACAACGUUCCUGGCGCUGAGGACAAAGUUCCUGGGGCUGAGAACAAGGUUAAUGGCUGUGAGAACAAGGUUAAUGGCUGUGAGGACAAGGUUACUGGCCGUGAGGGCAAGGUUCCUGGCGGUAAGGACAAGGUUGCUGGCUGUGAGGACUAGGUUACUGGCGGUGAGGACAAUAUUCCUGGCCGUGAGGACAAGGUUCCUGGCGGUGAGAUCAAGGUUCCUGGUGGUAAGGACAAGGUUCCAGGCGGCGAGGACAAGGUUACUGGCUGUGAGGACAAGGUUCCUGGCGGUGAGGACAAGGUUACUGGCGGUUAGGACAAGGUUACUGGCGGUGAGGACAAGGUUACUGGCUGUGAGGACAAGGUUCCUGGCGGUGAGGACUAGGUUCCUGGCGGUGGAAACAAGGUUCCUGGCGGUGAGGACAAGGUUACUGGCGGUGAGGACAAGGUUACUGGCGGUGAGGACAAGGUUACUGGCGGUGAGGACAAGGUUGCUCACGCUAAGGACAAGGUUCCUGACGCUGAGGACAAGGUACCUGGCGAGCAGGACAAGGUUCCUGGCGCUGAGGAUAAGGUUCCUGCGCUGAGAAGAAGGCUCCCGGCGGUGAGGACAAGGUUCCUGGCGCUGAGGACAAUGUUCCUGGCGGUGAGGACAAGUUUCCUGGCGGUGAGGAAAAGGUUCCUGGCGGUGAGGACAAGGUUCCUGGCGGUGAGCACAAGGUUCCUGGCGGUGACGACAAGGUUACCGGCUGUGGGGAAAAAGGUUCCUGGCGGCGAGGACUAGGUUCCUGGCGGUGAGGACAAGGUUCCUGGCGUUGAGGACAAGGUCCUGGCGGCCAGGACAAGGUUACUGGCAGUGAGGACAAGGUUCCUGGCGGUGAGGACAAGGUACCAGGCGGUGACAACAAGGUUCCUGGCGGUGAGGACAAGGUACCUGGCGGUGACGACAAGGUUCCUGUCUGUGAGGACAAGGUUGCUGGCGGUGAGGAUUAGGUUCCCAGCGGUGAGUUCAAGGAUCCUGGCCGUGACGACAAGAUUCCUGGCGGCAAGGACAAGCUUCCUGGCGGUGAGCACAAGGUUCCUGGAAGUGAGGACAUGGUUCCGCGCGAUGAGGACAAGGUUCCUGGCGGUGAUGAAAAGGUCCUGGUGGCCAGAACAAGGUUACUGGCAGUGAGGACAAGGUUCCUGGCGGUGAGGACAAGGUACCAGGCGGUGACGACAAGGUUCCUGGCGGUGAGGCCAAGGUACCUGGCGGUGACGACAAGGUUCCUGGCUGUGAGGAAAAGGUUCCUGGCGGUGAGGACAAGGUUCCUGGCUGUCAGCACAAGGUUCCUGGCGGUGAGGACAAGGUCCUGGUGGCCAGAACAAGGUUACUGGCAGUGAGGACAAGGUUUCUGGAGGUGAGGACAAGGUACCAGGCGGUGACGACAAGGUUCCUGGCGGUGAGGCCAAGGUACAUGGCGGUGACGACAAGGUUCCUGGCUGUGAGGACAAGGUUCCUGGCGGUGAGCACAAGGUUCCUGGCGGUGACGAAAAGGUUACUUGCUGUGGGGAAAAAGAUUCCUGGCGGCGAGGACUAG
Molecule: messenger RNA, 2294 nt
Organism: Paramuricea clavata
Lineage: Eukaryota; Metazoa; Cnidaria; Anthozoa; Malacalcyonacea; Plexauridae
Source: the annotation of a GenBank genome assembly